Messenger RNA from Ictalurus furcatus (blue catfish), 2258 nucleotides. It is a transcript of the gene stoml3b, whose product is annotated as stomatin (EPB72)-like 3b. The transcript has 7 exons. Lineage: Eukaryota; Metazoa; Chordata; Actinopteri; Siluriformes; Ictaluridae. The record is from RefSeq and is a predicted model, not a curated record. Gene Ontology annotation, cellular component: plasma membrane. Bases 306 to 1142 code for a protein of 278 amino acids.
GAAGUAGAGGGAGGCAGAAAUACUAGAUUUAAUGUCUGAGUAAUGGAUGGACAAUUAACAUAAAUAAUUUAGCAAUUCUAAUCAAAUGAGAGACUAUAUUCAUAUUCGUGGAGGCAUUAGAGCCUUUCAAGUAAAAACUCAUCAAGUCACGAGGCAAAUUUUCCAUCUGAUAUUUCGUAAUGGCACUUCCUCCAUAAAGCCACACCUCUGCAGCCCGUAGUGUUUUAAAGCAAUAACCACUUCUCUCAGAGUCCCAGACAGCUCUACUCAUACAAACCUCUACAGGGACACCUUGUUGUAUAGACAUGGAGGGUCAAAUAGAGAGAGGAAAUUCAAGCAAGCAAGACUUAAUUAAUGAGAAUAAACGGGGCCUUGGUGCCUGUGAAUGGAUCCUUGUUACCCUGUCUACUUUCUUCACGUUGCUAAUAUUCCCGUUUACAAUUUUUUUUAGCCUCAAGAUUGUUCAAGAAUAUGAACGAGCUGUAAUAUUCAGACUUGGCCGCAUCACAGCUAGGAAGCCAAAGGGACCGGGUAUCUUCUUCGUCAUUCCCUGCACUGACAGCUUUGUAAAGGUGGAUAUGAGAACAGUAUCAUUCGACAUUCCUCCUCAAGAGAUUCUGACAAAGGACUCGGUGACAGUAAGUGUGGACGGAGUGGUGUAUUUCCGGGUGAGUGAUCCCAUAGCCUCCGUGGCAAAUGUCAGCAAUGCUGAUUACGCUACACGCCUGCUUGCCCAGACUACCCUGAGGAACGUUCUAGGCACCAAGAACCUAGCUGAGGUUCUGUCAGACCGGGAGAGUAUCUCUCACAGCAUGCAGAUGACUUUGGAUGAGGCCACAGACUCUUGGGGCAUUAAGGUUGAGCGUGUGGAGAUAAAGGAUGUGAAGCUGCCUCAUCAGCUUCAGAGGGCCAUGGCAGCAGAGGCUGAGGCAGCCCGCGAGGCUAGAGCUAAGGUGAUUGCAGCAGAGGGAGAGAUGAACGCUUCACGUGCUCUGAAAGAGGCCUCUCUGGUGAUCGCUGAAUCUCCCUCUGCCCUACAGCUACGUUACCUGCAGACACUCAGCACCAUUGCUGCUGAAAAGAACUCCACCAUCGUCUUCCCACUGCCCAUAGACAUCUUGGGUCAAUUCAUAAAAAAGUGAAUUCCGAUAUUGACCGACUCCAGAUAGUCGCUCACAAAUAUGAAUGUUUACGUUUUGUAUUGAUUGAUAUGUAUUGCUUAACAGGAUGAUGUAUUACUUUGAACUUCAGUGUUUGCAGGACUUAGUGUUUGCAGGACUGUAUAUGUGUAGUGUUUUUGAUCCUCAAAGAGAAAUAAAAAAACCCAAUCAACAGUUUAACUAUUUUAAUAUUUGCAACAUUUACAGCUUCUGUAUAUACAGUCCCCUCCAGUCCCCUAUUGGAAUGGCAAGGCUAGUUCUACUGUUUUUGCUAUACAAUGAAUACAUUUAGAAAUAAAUAUCAGGGAAUGAAAGCUGAAAUUCUGAUUUAUCAUCUCAUAUUCACCUAUUAAAGAAACAAAAGAAUCCUUAUACUUCUUAAGAGUUCCUGUACUUUCGGAGGGUCUGUAUUUUACAAUAUUAAUGUGAGGAUAUACUGGUUAUCUGUAGGUAAUAGAUUUACUGUAUAUUAUACUGAAUUAUGAUAAUAUGUGAUAUAUCAAUGUUUAAAAAAUAUAAUAAUUAGUAUAUAUUUUAAUAUAUAUAAAAAAUAUCAUAUUUAUAUUAUGUUUUAAAAAAUUAUUUUUUUAGCUAAUUGAAUACCUUGAUACAGUAAUACAAUAUAUGAAAGGGCCCAAGAAUGAAUUUCAUUCAAAACAUUUAGUGACGCUGUCCAUCAAUAUUAUGUCACAAUGAAAUGAAUGACUGAAAGAUUUUCAGAGUUUCAGAAUCAAGGUCUAAAACACCCUAAAACAUACAGAAUUUUACCAUCGUUAAUGCUGUGCUUAUGUCACUAAGUGCUCUACAAUGUGAGUAACUGUGUCUCAGUAGUUAUGGUAGUUAGUUAUCUCAGAAACUGUGCUGUUGUCACCGUCAUCUUCAGUAGUCAGCAUUUUGGACUCCUCCUCCAUGUCCAGUCGCAGCCAGAGCACAACACUGAAGAAUAUAAUUAGAGGAACAUUUGGUACAUAGAACGCUGAUGACUUUCAUAUGGUAUAUUUAAUGUGGAAGGAAAAAAACAUGAUGGGGAAUGAUGAUUAUUAGAAUGUAUAAUAAUGUAAUAAUACAAUAAUAAAUUUUCUUUGUUAAAUAACACAA